GGGCUUUGAAACUGGGCUCUCGAGCUUUGAGCUCUACAACUGCGACCGGCGAGUGCCGCCAUCUUGAAGAAAACCCGGGAGGAGGAGGGUUAAAGCCAUCGAUCUCCAUACCAAUUUUGCAGUGAUUCUAUGGUUGGGUCACUGAAACUACAAUACAAUGGCAUUAUUCUGUAGAAUAAGCCAAUCCAAGCUCAAGUCCUUUUUGGAUCAAUUCAAGAGACAUUACUUUCAAAUCUCUCACUCUGCUGCGCUCGAUUCUCGUCGUACCACGAAUCAUGUUUAUCGGUAUGAAGGGCGGAUUCCCCGUAGACCAGCUGAUUUUGCCGAUAAUUUUAGGUUUUAUGCUGCUCCGGUUCAGUUUCAAGGUAAUGCGAAGAAGGAAGAGAAGGACAAGAGUGGGCCGCGACUUAAUGAUAAAAUUAAGGCUGACUUUGUGAGGCUUGUAUCUGAUGAUGGACAUACAAUUCUUCCACUACGUGAAGCUCUUGAACGUGCUCGUGAGCUCAAGCUUGAUUUGGUUGAGGUCCAACAAAAAGCUAAUCCACCCGUGUGUAAACUCAUGGACUUCCACAGGGAGAAGUACAAAAAGCAAAUAAGGGAAAAGGAUCGUGUGAAAAGCAAGGUUGAAUUGGUUAUGAAAAAGGCCGGACACAAAGAAGUUCGCUUCACGGGGAAAACUGAGGAGAAGGACCUAAAGAUGAAAGCUGAUAUGGUAAAGCGAUUGAUGGAACGUGGUUACCGUGUGAAGUGUACUGCCAGGGGCGAUGAGAAUCAGGACUUAGGCGCCUUGUUAUCUCGUCUCUCUGCCAUGAUAGAGGAUGUGGCGCUGGUGGAAAGUGGACCGAGUGUGGAAAAAGGGCAGGCAUUUAUUAUAGUCAGGCAUGUUAAAUUUGGCCCCUCGAAGAAAGGAGGCGGCAGUAAAGCAUCGAAAGUUGCUGCAAAUGCGGAACAGAAGGUUCAAAAUGGCUCCACCCCUCCGAUUUCAGCCGUGGAUCCUGAAGAUGAUGCUGAGAGUUCUGAAGAAACUACCUGGAGAGUUGAUGGUACUAGUGAUUGUGACGAAGCGUUUGACUUGAAAGAUGAUAGAGAUGUGAUUACCUCAACAACCGCUACCAAGAAAAUGAAUGUUGUUUCAGACAGGGAUGUUCCUGAUUCUGGUAGAACCAGCUCAGUUCCACUCUUUCGAGAAGAUUCUUCCAUCAAAAUUGAUAAUAGACCCAAAAAGAUCGAACCUAUGAACCGUUUCCAACCACCAAAUGUAACUGACCGCUACAGCCAAGGUGCUAGAGAUUCACUCCGAUCAGGACCCCAGAUUCGCGAACCUAUGAACCGUUUCCAACCACCAAAUGUAACAGACCGCUACAGCCAAGGUGCUAGAGAUUCACUCCGAUCAGAACCCCAGAUUCGCGAACCAAUGAAUCGUUUCCAACCACCAAAUGUAACAGACCGCUACAGCCGAGGUGCUAGAGAUUCACUCCGAUCAGAACCCCAAAUUCGCGAUCAGAGGUGGCACCCUCCUCCAAAUACAAACUUCUCACCCACGAUGAGAGAAACCAGACAAUAUGAUAACAAUACUUCUGUAUCAAGAAACAUCAACCAUUCUUCAAAUGCGACAUCGAAACCUGGUCCAUCUCAUCAUACCGAUUCAAGUCCAUCCAAAACUAGCUUUGGGAUCUUCAGUUCUCCAAACUCCAAUGCUCCUGGGAAGCAAGAUCCUCCAGCCACAGGUUAUCAAGGGAAUCGAGGGCCUCCAUACACACGUUCGACCAAUCCUAAUGCACCUGGAGUUGCAGAAAAUACAAAGUUUCCAAUAACGAACUCGGAGGACAAUUCAAAUAAGGGACAGAAAAGUUGGGGAAUUUUCAGCAAGUAGAAAGGAUAUCAAAAUCUAACUAGUAAAGGUAAAAUAUGAUAGUCAAUUGUUUUAGAUAUUACAUGGUAGAUUGAAUUUUGGCGAGGAUAUUUAUUUAGACAUAAGAGCAGAGAUUUUUGUUUCAAACAAGUACUGCUGUUCAUGCCCUGUUUUAAAUGGGCAACAUAAUUUUUUUUUUCAAAUGUAUUUGUAAUAAAUUUAUUUCUUGUCUUU
Molecule: messenger RNA, 2086 nt
Organism: Cucumis melo (muskmelon)
Lineage: Eukaryota; Viridiplantae; Streptophyta; Magnoliopsida; Cucurbitales; Cucurbitaceae
Product: translation initiation factor IF3-1, mitochondrial
Exons: 8
Coding region: 158-1873 (571 amino acids)
Biological process (GO): translational initiation; ribosome disassembly
Molecular function (GO): ribosome binding; translation initiation factor activity
Source: RefSeq, a predicted model, not a curated record